This is a messenger RNA of Bursaphelenchus xylophilus (pine wood nematode), 3711 nucleotides long. NCBI's taxonomy places the organism in Eukaryota, Metazoa, Nematoda, Chromadorea, Rhabditida, Aphelenchoididae. The record is from the annotation of a GenBank genome assembly.
AUGGGAAAGCCAGCAACUCGUUCAGCAAACAAGUAAGUAUUGUGUAACACAUCUCUGAAGUAAUAUUUUUUUCAGAAAAAAGGAAGUUACCAAAACGAUCACAAAAGGAACGAAGCAUGUGAAUUCGGAGAUUACCGAUUGGUUGACCAAAUUCAAGGUAAAUUUUUCUUUUCAUAUUAUUCAUAGUUUAGGGGAUGCCCGCGGAUUGUCAAAAAGAGGCACUCAAGGUUCUGUUGGGCGAGUGCUCUCAAAAACAGUUGUUGGAGAUCAACGAAGCGUGCUCGUUGAAACUUUUGCGCGAUGUUGUUGGAGAGUCUUCAACGGACGUGGCUCGUGAAAUAAUGAUGUACUUGGCGCCAAAGGAUUUAUUCAAUUGUAUGCUGGUGAACAAAAGGUGGAACAAGUUGGCGUCCGAUAGCCUAAUAUGGAAGUUGAAGUGCAAGGAGUGCGGAUAUGGUUAUGGAACAAGCACAGCGUAAGGGAAUGCAGUGUUUUGGAUAAAGCUCUCUGUUUUGUCUAGUAUAAUAUAAAUUUUAGCCCGGUUUCGAGGAAGAGGAAACUCCGUAGGUCGGCCAGACGUCGCGAAGCGGAAGGAAGGAACCAAGCCGUCGAUUGGUUUCAAACCUUCCUUUAUCACGCCCAAAUCCGCGGCAACUGGAUCAAAAACAGCCCAAAGACAGACUUUGUUGUCCGAGUCGGAACGAUGGCUGUUACUGCGGUCGCCACCAAGGAUGAUCUCGUGGUUUGUGGGACAGAGAGCGGAGAUUUGUUGGUCUUCAGCACUAUUAUGCAAAAGGUAAAAUGUCUUCUAAAAUGGAGCUGGGACGAUUGGGGGAACAGACGAUCCAACAAGACCAGGUGAUUGGCUAAAAUUUCAAAACAAUACAUCAAAAAUUAUGUUAUCCAUGAGGAAAAUGGGACUGGGACGAUUAGGGAAACCGAAAAGUAAUAUUUUUCUUCGAUGCAAGUGAAGAAAUUAGGAUAAUCGAGCGUGCUGAUUUCGAAAAUGACAUUGAUUUUUAUUUUUUUUGAUCUUUACUUUUUUUCUUACGAGGGAAUGGUCUGAACUUCCCCCAGCGUUUCGGAAAAUGACUGGUACAGGUGGAUAGAGCAGCUCAACUUUGGUAAAAAGAACCAUUUUCCAGCUGCGGAAUAAGCCCGGCCGACGAGAAAAAUCGACCGAAAGUUCCACAAAAAUUUCCUCUUUCUCUUCCCUCGGAAAAGAAGAGCGGUGUCCAAUGGUUCGGUUGGCCGAGUGGAUAAAGCGUUCGCUCGGUAUUCUUUUGGGGGUUGGUUCGAUUCCGGGGCAGCGCGAAGGACCGUGAUAAGACUUUGGUGUGAGCAAGAUCAAACUCUUAUAAAACAAAAAAAUAUUUUGGCAUUUUUAUACGUUUUAUAGAGGGGCACUAUACCGAAAACACAAAUAACCGUGAUUUUUUUUUGGAUUUUUCCAGACCUACAAAGCGUUGAAAAGUCGAAGUCAUACAUGUUUGGUCAUAGAUAAGGGUAUCUCUAUCUUUUUGAAACGGACUGUACCCACCAUUAGUAUUGCUUAAAAUUUUUUGUAUAACCUAUAAAGUCUUAUUACGGUCUUUCGCGCUGCCCCGGUAUGACUUCGACUUUUCAACGCUUUGUGGGUCUGGUAAAUCCAAAAAAAAAACAUUUUUUCACGGUUAUUUGUGUUUUUGGUAUAGUGCCCCCUAUAAAACGUAUAAAAAUGCCAAAAUAUUUUUUUGUUUCAUAAGAGUCUGAUCUUGCUCACACCAAAGUCUUAUCGGUCCUUCGCGCUGCCCCGGAAUCGAACCAACCCCCAAAAAAAUACCGAGCGGACGCUUUGUCCACUCGGCCAACCGAACCAUUGGGCACCGCUCUUCUUUUCCGAGGGAAGAGAAAGAGGAAAUUUUUGUAGAACUUUCGGUCGAUUUUUCUCGUCGGCCGGGCUUAUUCCGCAGCUGGAAAAUGGUUCUUUUUACCAAAGUUGAGCUGCUCUAUCCACCUGUACCAGUCAUUUUCCGAAACGCUGGGGGAAGUUCAGACCAUUCCCUUGUUAAGUAGUACUGUAAAGUUGUAAUUUUUUUGAUUUUUUUCAUGAAUACUCGAUUUGGGGGUUUUCGAUGGUGCUGUUUCAAAUGAGAAAAAAUGAAUCAGAUCUUUGAAAUCAGCACCGCCGAAAACUCGUAAAUCGAGUAUUUGUGAAAAAAAUUAAAAAAAUUACUACUUUACAGUACUAGUCAAGGAAAAAAGUAAAGAUAAAAAAGAAUGUCGUUUUCGAAAUCAGCACUCUCGAUUAGCCAAAUUUCGACACUUUGAAAAAAAAAAAUUUCGGUUACCCCAAUCGUCCAGCUCCGCGCAAAAUUUGCUCGAAUUUUGCCCUUUUUCACGCUUGAAUGCUCGAUUUGGGGGUUUUACGGUGGUGCUGCUUUCAAAUCAAAAAAUGAAUAAGAUUUUUGAAAUCAGCACGAUCGAAACCCCCUAAAUCGAGCAUUUAUGGAAAAAAAUCAAAAAAUUACUACUUUACAGUACUACUUAAGAAAAAAAGUAAAGAUCAAAAAAAAAAAAAUGAUUGUCAUUUUCGAAAUCGGCAUCUUCGACUAUCCUAAUUUCGACACUUGCAUCGAAGAAAAAUAAUACUUUUCGGUUUCCCCAAUCGUCCAACUCCGGUCUAAAAAUAAAGUCGGUUUUUAGAAGUUGCGAACGAUUCAUGCCCACACCGAAGAAGUCCAUGAUGUCUACAUUCUGGAGGAUGGAGAACGGGUUGUCAGCGCUUCAUCUGACAGAGAUAUAACCGUUCACAACGCCCGCGGCGGUCGUCGUUUGGCGACGAUCCGCAGAAACCCCGAAGAAUCCGUGGAAAUGAUGUACGACAACAAUUUCAUUGCCGCAUACUACGAUAAUGACAUGGUUCGCGUGUUCGACAUUGACGCAGCGUCUGUGUUGGCAAAUUUCCGAAUGAAUCCUUCGAUUUCGUCCAUGUUUUUCGUCGGUGGGAAGAUUUUGUUUGGCCUGCGUGAUGGGCAAGUGCAGUUGUUUGACAAAUCUGGGAAGAAAGAACGAACUUAUGAAAGCCACCAUUGCGAAGUCGACGCUCUUUAUGUAAGUUUUUCUUUAGUUUAUAUUGUCCAUGGUUUAGGUCGACUUACCAGACGAAUUGAUGGCUUCAUGUGGGGUCAGCGGAAUCAUAUAUCUUCGCAACUACACUACCGGCGAACUGAUCAGAACCUUUGAUUGUCAACGCUCGUCGGAGAUCCUCUUUAUCCGCCAACACAAGCUGAUCUCGAUCGGGACCGACGCAUGUGUGUGGGACUGGAAAAGCGGCGAAGUCUUGGCCACAAUCGCCGGAAAAGACAUGCACAUGGACGGAAUUGAGAAGAUGGAGUUUAUUGGACAUGAUUUGGUCGCAACUGUCGGCAAUGACUCAACGGUGAAGUUGUGGAAUAUCAACACAGGCAAGUGUAAUGUAAUAUUUCUUCAAAGGGAACUAUUAGAAAGUUUGAUUCGCCGAGAUUUUUAGGAUAAGAGUGAAAUUUUUUAAAAUUUUUUGGGAACCCGAAAAAUUUAAUGAUUUCAGGAGAAUUUGUGAGGAAUGUAGUGAACCGGGGACCACGAUCCGAUGUGUUCUACAUGCACGCCACCGAGACCACCUUGGUUUUCGUCUGCGAAGAGGAAGACGAACGCAAUACGCUGGGAUUCCUCAACUUUGACACACCAUAA